AUGUCAAAGAUUGAAAGGACCAGGGAAGACUGCAAGAAGAUGACUGCCUUUUCACUGUCAACUGACACAGAUGCUUCUCUUUCUUCAUAUGAUAAAGAUCGAGGAUCUAAACUUACCCAAAAAGCUAAAGAGGCACCACUUGUCCCCACUGGAAUGGUGGGUUUUGCAGCAAUUUUUUCAUGUGGAUUAUAUAAAUGGAAGUGCAGGGGAAAUACUAAAAUGUCCAUUUCAAUGCACAUGCGUGUAGCAGUCUGAAGCUUUGUUGUGGGAGCAAUUACUCUUGCUUUGAGCUAUUCCAAGUAUUGGGAAUUCUGGCCAAAACAUAAAUCUUAGAAGAAGAGAUGCUGUUUUGGUCCUGUUGGUGUUGCUCGCUUUUUAGCUAUGUCCUGAGGUUUUAUGUUUGUGUUGAAAAUGAAUCACUUCAGUGGGUCAAUUUAAAAAAAAAAAAAAAAGCACAGCCUUGGAGGAAACUGUGAGAUAGUAUCAAUGUCAAAAGUUCUAGCAUACGUGUAAAUGCAGAGGGAGGGAAGGGAAAAAAUGAGGUGGGAAAAACUCACAUUUUGUGGAAGACAAAUAUACAACAGAAGUCCACUGAAAAGAAAAUAAAUACAAAGAAAAUGAAUACUAGGGCACAUUGUAAUCAAACUGCUGAAAAAUCAAAGGAAAAAUACUGAAAACAGAAUAUAUACAUAUCAACAAAUGAACAGAUUAUAUACAAGUGAAUAACAUUUCAAGUCAUUGACUUUUCACUAGAAGUAACAGAAGCCAGAAAAACAGCAACAUUAAAGUGCUCAAAGAAGAAAAAAGCUAACCCAGAAUUCUAUACUAAUGAAAACAUCCUUCAAGAAUGAAAGUGAAAUAAAUACAUUUUCAGAUAAAAGAAAACUAAAAAUUUAUUGUGAGAAGAUUUUACAACAGGAAAUGUUGAAGAGCCUCUUCAGGCUGAGAGGUUUUCUUGUUAUUAAGUUGUAUGAGCUGUUUAUGUAUUCUGGAAAUUAAACCUUUGUCGGUCGCAUCAUUUGCAAAUAUUUUCUCCCUUUCCAUAGGUUGUCAGUUUAUUUUGCUUACGCUUUGCUGUGCAAAAGCUUGUAAGUUUAAUUAGGUCCCAUUUGUUUAUUUUUGCUCUAUUUCUAUUGCCUGGGUAGACUACCCUACGAGAACAUUGCUAAGAUGUAUGUCAGGGAAUGUUUUGUCUAUGUUUUCUUCUAGGUUUAUUGUGUCUUGUCUUAUAUUUAAGUCUUUAAGCCAUUUUGAGUUUAUUUUUGUUUGGUGUGAGGGAGUGUUCUAACUUUAUUGAUUUACAUGCUGCUGUCCAGUUUUCCCAGUGCCACUUGGUGAAGAGACUGUCUUUUCUCCAUUGUACAUUCUUGCCUCCUUUGUCGAAGAUUAACUGACCAUAGGUCUAUGGGUUUAUUUCUGGGCUCUCUAUUCUGUUCCAUUGAUCCAUGUCUGUUUCUAUACCAAUACCAUGCUUUUUAAUCUGAUUACUGUAGCUCUGUAGUAUUGUCUGAAGUCUGGGAGGAUUAUUCCUCCAGCCUUGGUCUUUUUUUUUUUUUUUAAUUUAUUAAAAAAUUUUUUUAGUAGGGGAAGUAAUUAGGUUUACUUACUUGUUUUAUUUUUAGAGGAGAUGCUGGGGACUGAACCCAGGACCUUGUGUAUGCUAAGAUGCGCUCUACCACUUGAGCUGUAUCAUCUCCCCUCCAGCAUUGUUCUUUUUCCUCAUGAUUGCUUUGGCAGUUUGGGGUCUUUUGUGGUUUCACAUAAAUUUUAAGAUUAUUUGUUCUUAAAAAAAA
Molecule: messenger RNA, 1793 nt
Organism: Camelus dromedarius (Arabian camel)
Lineage: Eukaryota; Metazoa; Chordata; Mammalia; Artiodactyla; Camelidae
Product: HIG1 domain family member 1A, mitochondrial-like
Biological process (GO): negative regulation of apoptotic process; mitochondrial respirasome assembly
Cellular component (GO): mitochondrion
Source: RefSeq, a predicted model, not a curated record